This is a messenger RNA of Exaiptasia diaphana, 1118 nucleotides long. RefSeq names its product GTPase IMAP family member 8-like. The record is from RefSeq and is a predicted model, not a curated record. The transcript has a single exon. Lineage: Eukaryota; Metazoa; Cnidaria; Anthozoa; Actiniaria; Aiptasiidae. Gene Ontology annotation, molecular function: GTP binding. Bases 59 to 766 code for a protein of 235 amino acids.
GUCACAUUCAGUUUCUGUCUGCAGCUAGAGAUCGUUUGUAAGGCGUUUUCUUUGCAUUAUGGCCACAUCAAUCAAAAUGAUACAGAAGCGCAACGUUGUAGUUCUCGGCAAAACAGGGUCAGGGAAAUCUACAGUUGCUAACAGAAUUUCUGCAUCUGAUACUUUCAAAGUGUUGAAAACAGCCAAAAGUGUCACUUCUAAAGUUAGCCAUUGCGAAGUCAGUUUGGAUGAUCAACAAUCUAACGUACGUUACGAUAUCAAGGUCAUAGAUACAAUUGGCCUGUUCGAUAAUAGUCCAAAUACCGCCAGAAGAACCAACGCAGCCAUAAUAAAGGAAAUCAAAGAGUACUUUAACAAGAAUAUACCUGAAGGGAUUACCUUGGUGCUGUUCGUCUUCAGACAGGGACGUUACACCCAGGAAGAAGAGGACACCUUCAAGUUUAUUACUGACAACUUUAAGAGCAACAUCUCUGACAUGUGUGCUUUAAUAAUAACCAACUGUGACGGUGAAGACGACGCAGAAAGAAAGAAAAUCAUUGCCGACUUCAGCAGCCACGCAGGUCAAACUGCAGAAUUAAUGGGAAAAGGUAUUUAUGCUGUGGGGUUUCCUGAAGCCAAAAAGAUGAGAAAAACUUUGGAAGACGACAUAAAAAACGAUGAGGAGAUUCUAAGAAAUCUAGUGAAAAAGUCUGGUGAAAUGCGACUCGGCAAAGAACUUUUUGAACCAACCUUCUGGGAAAAGGUGGCUGAAUGUACCAUCCUUUGAAAGGUUUUUCAACCACUGGCUAAUAUCAAUAAUCUGAACUGAUUUCACUCACUCAUUUUAAGACGUCUAGGCUACGUGCAAUUUUAUUUAAAUCCCUGAAGUACUAUAUUGAACUUUUAAUGAAUGAAUUAGGCACACAAUAUAAAAAGAACUUUAAAUAUCAACAAUUUUAGAUCAUCAGACUUAUCUAUAUAACAUUUGUUACAAUAGUUCACUAGCUCAACAUUGUAUUUUUCUUUCCGUGAUGCUUUUGCAAAGGCUGAGGCCUUUAUUUCCAGUUGAGAUAAUUGUUGUAAUUUUUUUGUCAAGUACAGGUAAUUUAGUACAUUAAACUGAACAUUUGACAUGAAAA